Messenger RNA from Telopea speciosissima, 2293 nucleotides. RefSeq names its product protein HIGH CHLOROPHYLL FLUORESCENCE PHENOTYPE 173, chloroplastic. Gene Ontology annotation, cellular component: chloroplast stroma. Lineage: Eukaryota; Viridiplantae; Streptophyta; Magnoliopsida; Proteales; Proteaceae. Gene Ontology annotation, biological process: NADH dehydrogenase complex assembly. The coding region runs from base 81 to 1892 and encodes 603 amino acids. The record is from RefSeq and is a predicted model, not a curated record. The transcript has 16 exons.
UUUAAAAAAUCAAGACCACUCGUCUUCCCGUACGCUUAUUUCUUCCAUUGUGUUACUCAAGUUCAGGUGUUAUCCGGAAAAUGGAGUGCUGCUAUUCUACCAAGCUAUCAACGUCGUCUUCUUCAACCAUUCUCAACCUUCAGGGGUUUUCUUCAUCACCUGUUGGUAGGAGGUAUUCUAAGAACAAUUUACAUCAGGGGCUGCUGUCUUCCUCACAUUCUAAACACUUUCUUCAACUUAAUGGCAGAGUGCAGCCAUUUUACAGGCAAAUUACACCUUUAUCUUUGAAAACAUAUAGAGGGUCCAUAGUUGCAGAAGCUGGAAGACAAGGUUGGGACUUCGGUAGAUUUUUGAAAACAUUAUACUUUUUCAAUGGGCCUCCAUCUCCUGCUAAGUUCUUUGAGUUUCUGAUUGAGAAACUAUCAAGCACAACAGCCAGUGAACCACUGAAGCCAAUGGGGACUUCCGAUGUCAUCCUGGUAGCUGGAGCCACCGGAGGUGUUGGGAGGAGAGUAGUUGAUAUCUUACGCAAGAAAGGGUUGCCAGUCCGAGUAUUGGUCAGGAAUGAAGAGAAAGCAAGAAGGAUGCUAGGUCUGGAUGUCGACUUGAUUGUUGGAGACAUUACUAAGGAGAGCACUCUUCUUCCUGAGUACUUCAAAGAUGUGAGAAAAGUCAUCAAUGCAGCUUCUGUCAUCGUUGGCCCAAAGGAAGGGGACACUCCUGAUAGGGAAAAAUACAGCCAAGGAAUCAAGUUUUUUGAACCAGAGAUAAAAGGUGAUUCACCAGAAAUGGUAGAAUACGUCGGGAUGAAAAAUUUGAUUAAUGCUGUAAAGACGAGUGUUGGACUUCGAAAUGGAAAAUUGCUAUUUGGAUUUGAAGAUAAAUUAUCUAGGGAACUUCCUUGGGGUGCUUUAGAUGAUGUUGUCAUGGGAGGAGUUAGUAAAAGUACAUUUCAAAUUGAUCCAACCGGCGGAGAAACUGGUGGACCUACUGGUCUUUUCAAAGGUGUUGUUUCAACCGCCAACAAUGGUGGGUUCACCAGUAUCAGGACAAGGAAUUUUAUUGUACCUGAGGACCUUUCUGCAUAUGAUGGCCUGGAGUUACAACUUAAAGGUGAUGGGCGUAGGUACAAAAUCAUAGUUCGCAUUAGCCCAGAUUGGGAUACUGUUGGUUAUACAGCAAGUUUUGACACUAUAGAAGGGCAGUGGCAGUCAAUACGCAUUCCAUUUUCUUCUUUAAGGCCCAUAUUCCGAGCACGUACAGUACCAGAUGCUCCUCCCUUUGAUCCGAGCAAAAUUACAUCGCUGCAGCUCAUGUUCAGCAAGUUUGAAUAUGAUGGGAAGCUGAACCCAGCUUUUGCAGAAGGUGAAUUUCAGCUUCCAGUAUCGAGAAUAAGAGCAUAUAUUCAAGACCCAAUAACUCCCAGGUUUGUGCAUGUGGGUUCUGCAGGGGUUACUCGACCUGACAGGCCUGGACUUGAUUUAAGUAAGCAACCUCCUGCUGUUCGCUUGAAUAAGGAGCUGGACUUUAUCCUCACUUUCAAGUUGAAGGGGGAGGAUUUGAUACGUGAAAGUGGUAUUCCUUUUACAAUAGUAAGGCCGUGUGCCUUAACCGAGGAGCCUGCCGGUGCUGAUCUCAUUUUUGACCAGGGAGACAAUAUUACGGGGAAGAUAUCAAGGGAAGAGGUUGCCCGCAUUUGUGUUGCUGCUCUGGAAAGCCCAUAUGCAUGUGAUAAGACAUUUGAGGUUAAAAGUGUCAUUCCAUUCAGUAAACCAUUCACAGUGGACCCUGAAAAUCCUCCCCCUGAGAAGGAUUAUAAUAUAUACUUCAAAACUUUGAAGGAUGAUGUUACAGGGAAAGAAGUCUUGGAGCAGAGUCCCAUGUUAGUUUGAUGCUUGCACAUGAUCCAUUUUCAGCAUUAUUGGAAAGAAGUCUUGGAGCAGAGUCCCAUGUUAGUUUGAUGCUUGCACAUGAUCCAUUUUCAGCAUUAUUGGAAAGAAGUCUUGGAGCAGAGUCCCAUGUUAGUUUGAUGCUUGCACAUGAUCCAUUUUCAGCAUUAUUACAUGUAAGUACAAGAAAUAAGUACACAGAUCAUGGGUAUUUAUGUUAAGAUUAGAUGGCUAGUACUCAAUCCGUUUGCUACUCCCAUCCAAAUGUUACCACAAAAUUCUGUGUUCAAUAUUCUACCAUAAGUGCUGUGUAUUUCAUGGGCUCCUAGAGGUCAUCAUGCAGGCGUGGGAUUGAAUCCCUGAGCUUCCUUCCACUAAUGAAAGUUUAGUUGUAGUAUAUACAA